AAUUAUAAAAUCUGAAAAAGCGCUUUUGAAGCAUUAACAUUUUAAAAACUGUUCUAGUGGCAGCUUUACUUUAUCAUGGAGAACAGUCUGUUAACAGGGUGAGAUGCCUUCUACUACUGGAACUGUUGUGCCACUGCAUGAAGACCACAAUGAGAAUAUUGUGCUCCACAGGUUUGAUUCCAUUAAGGAUCAGGGUUCAUCAUCACAGCCUGGAUGAUGAUGAUGAUGAUGAUGAUGAUGAUGAUGAUGAUGAUGAUGAUGAAGAUUUGUUGGCUGAUGGUGGGGGCUCAGCUGGCCCCAACCACUGCCCCCACAGUCCCAAACAAUUUUUCCUACUACGACCUCUUCGGUGGAAAUGACAACAAAGAAAUUCCUGUUGCUGGUGUGAGGAUCCACGUGGCCCCUGCUCAGGCAGCAGUGUUUGCAGCUAAAGGGCAGAAUGUCACUCUACCCUGCAGGUUUUGGUACGAGCCUGAGUUGAGCUCACCCAGAAACGUGAGGAUCAAGUGGUCCUGGCUCCCUGCGGCUGGAGGACCUGAGACAGAUGUGCUGGUGGCAAUCAGCUCCCGCUCUCGAAGCUUUGGGGCGUUCAGGGGUCGUGUGAGGCUCAGACAGGAUUUCCCAGGAGACGCUGCCCUGUUGAUGCCUGGACUCCAGUUGAAGGACACGGGACGUUACCGCUGUGAAGUGGUGGACGGGCUGGAGGACAAGAGCACCUCCAUUGACCUGGAGCUACAAGGUGUGGUGUUUCCCUACCAGCACCAUCAGGGUCGUUACCACCUGAGCUUCCUGGGAGCCCAGCGGGCCUGUGAGGAGCAGGACUCCUCGAUCGCCACCUUCACGCAGCUCCUCCAGUCGUGGAAGGAGGGUCUGAACUGGUGCAACGCAGGCUGGCUGGCCGAUGGUACGGUCCAGUACCCCAUCACCCGACCCAGAGGGUCUUGCGGGGGGCAGGACCUCGCUCCGGGGGUUCGGAGCUACGGCAGAUGGCACCUGCUCCCUCAUCACUAUGAUGUCUUCUGCUUCUCCUCGUCCCUCCGAGGGAGAGUCUACUAUCUCCAGCCCUUCCACAAGAUGAGCCUGCCUGAGGCCCGGCAGGCGUGUCAGGCGGACGGGGCAGAGGUCGCUAAGGUCGGACAGCUCUACGCUGCCUGGAAGUUCACAGGGUUGGAUCACUGUGACGCCGGGUGGCUGGCCGACGGAAGCGUUCGCUACGCCAUCAGCAGGCCGCGCCAGAACUGUGGCCCCUCUGAGCCGGGGGUUCGAAGCUUCGGCUUUCCACCGCCAGAGCACAAGCAUGGAGUCUACUGCUAUAAAUCAAUGGAGGAAUGAGUAUAGAUCACAGCAGCUCCUCUGUUGGGUCAGAAAUGUCAAGUUGGCUCAGAUUAUUUUAAUACAUGUAUUCUGCUGAGCGUCAUAAUACUGUGUAAAAAGGUUUUUCAACCUAUGUCUAUGUUUGUUCAUGGCAUAAACUGGUGAAAUGAACAUUUCUACUUGAAUUUAAACCGGGAAUAAAUUCAAGUGUGCGGACUUUGAGUGAUUAUUUUUGAUACUGACACAUUUACUGUGUUCAUCAACCUCAAGUCAGUUUCACAUGAUCAGUUUUACUACAAUGCAGUAAAUAUAUCCUUUAAUUAUUAGAUGAAUUAAACGAUUUGGUGACUCCUACUCUCUAUACAGAAAUUGAACAUACACACACAGAAUUUUUUUGUUGUACAGUACUCUAAAGGUGCUUCACAGGAGUAAAAAAUAAUACAAUUAGAAUUUCACAUCCUGCCCAACAUCCUCUCUGAUUUCUAAACAGACCUCUUCCUGUUUUGAUUGAUUCUUUUUGACCUUACAUGAAACGUGUGGAGUAUUUUUGACAAUUCGCUUGUGCACGUCCACAAGGGGAGAAACCCGCAGGGAAAAAAACUGAAAACCAAAAAUGUGAUUUCAAACAUGAUAACUCAUCUGCAUGAUUAAUUCCCUAGUAGAGACAAGAGGGACAC
This is a messenger RNA of Platichthys flesus (European flounder), 1991 nucleotides long. Its product is annotated as hyaluronan and proteoglycan link protein 3-like. Gene Ontology annotation, biological process: cell adhesion. Gene Ontology annotation, molecular function: hyaluronic acid binding. The transcript has 5 exons. The record is from RefSeq and is a predicted model, not a curated record. Bases 214 to 1332 code for a protein of 372 amino acids. Lineage: Eukaryota; Metazoa; Chordata; Actinopteri; Pleuronectiformes; Pleuronectidae.